AUGCAGCACUACGGCGUGAAUGGCUACUCUCUGCAUGCCAUGAACUCCCUCAGUGCCAUGUACAACCUCCACCAGCAGGCAGCCCAGCAGGCCCAGCAUGGGCCUGAUUAUAGACCCUCUGUGCAUGCUCUCACCCUGGCAGAGAGGCUGGCCGGCUGUACAUUUCAAGACAUCAUCUUGGAGGCCCGCUAUGGCUCUCAGCACCGAAAGCAGCGCCGCAGCCGCACGGCCUUCACGGCCCAGCAGCUCGAGGCCCUGGAGAAGACCUUUCAGAAGACUCACUACCCGGACGUGGUGAUGCGAGAGCGGCUGGCGAUGUGCACCAAUCUGCCGGAGGCCCGAGUACAGGUGUGGUUCAAGAACCGAAGGGCCAAGUUCCGUAAGAAGCAGCGGAGCCUGCAGAAGGAGCAGCUUCAGAAACAGAAGGAGGCCGAGGGCGGGCACGGGGAGGGCAAAGCUGAAGUCCCCAACCCGGAUGCCCAGGCCCCUGGCCUGCCUGAGUCUGAGCAGUCCUGUACUCUGUCUGGAGAGCCCUCCACUGAACUACACCUGACCCUGUCUGAACAGUCAGCUGGUGAGUCAGCCCCUGAGGACCAGGCUGACCGCGAGGAGGAGGAGGAGGAGGUACGGGGAGCCACUGAGCAAGGCAAGACCGAGAAGAGUCCAGGCCUGGAGGGCAAGGGCUUCAGCUGCAAGAGGAGCAGCCCCAAAGCAGACUCGCCGGGCGGCACAGCCUCGGGCCCCCUGCCGCCGCAGACCUCAGGAGCCGGGACCGGCGGGGGCGGCGGCAGCGUCCUGGGACCCUCUCAUUCCUACUCAUCAUCGCCGCUCAGCCUCUUCCGCCUGCAGGAGCAGUUCCGCCAGCACAUGGCGGCCACCAACAACCUGGUGCAUUACUCGUCCUUCGAGGUGGGAGGCCCGCCGCCCCCAGCCGCCGCCGCCGCCGCCGCCGCUGCAGCCGCCGCCGCCGCCGUGCCCUACCUGGGUGUCAACAUGGCACCGCUGGGGUCCCUCCAUUGCCAGUCCUACUACCAGUCGCUGUCGGCCGCAGCUGCCGCGGCCCACCCGGGCGUAUGGGGCUCCCCGCUGCUCCCCGCGGCCCCCGGCGGUCUGGGGCCCCCACCGCCGCCGCCGCCUGCAGCCGCGGCCGCCGCCGCCGCAGCAGCCUCGGCCGCGCUGAACAGUAAGACAAGCAGCAUCGAGAGUCUGAGGCUCCGGGCCAAGCAACACGCAGCCUCCCUGGGACUGGACACGCUGCCCAACUGA
Messenger RNA from Gracilinanus agilis (Agile Gracile Mouse Opossum), 1266 nucleotides. It is a transcript of the gene DMBX1, whose product is annotated as diencephalon/mesencephalon homeobox 1. Gene Ontology annotation, biological process: regulation of transcription by RNA polymerase II. Gene Ontology annotation, molecular function: DNA-binding transcription factor activity, RNA polymerase II-specific; RNA polymerase II transcription regulatory region sequence-specific DNA binding. NCBI's taxonomy places the organism in Eukaryota, Metazoa, Chordata, Mammalia, Didelphimorphia, Didelphidae. The coding region runs from base 1 to 1266 and encodes 421 amino acids. The transcript is spliced from 4 exons. The record is from RefSeq and is a predicted model, not a curated record.